Messenger RNA from Grus americana (Whooping crane), 8711 nucleotides. It is a transcript of the gene UNC13B, whose product is annotated as unc-13 homolog B. The record is from RefSeq and is a predicted model, not a curated record. Gene Ontology annotation, molecular function: calcium ion binding; phospholipid binding; syntaxin-1 binding. Lineage: Eukaryota; Metazoa; Chordata; Aves; Gruiformes; Gruidae. The transcript has 32 exons. Gene Ontology annotation, biological process: dense core granule priming; synaptic vesicle maturation; synaptic vesicle priming. Bases 857 to 7012 code for a protein of 2051 amino acids. Gene Ontology annotation, cellular component: plasma membrane; synaptic vesicle membrane; presynaptic active zone cytoplasmic component.
UUGAGGGCUGGAAUAGAAGUGACGUGCAGAAUAUUCAUGCUGUCAGCUCAGCCUGUUUGUGCAUAUGCUGAGUGUGGCAUAUUUAACUGCAGGUUAGCUUGGGAGCUUGUAAGCUUUGAGGUUUCAGGAUUUUUUUUAGUGUUAGAUAGCAAAAUAUUAAAAUAAAAAUAUUAAAAUAGCAAACAGGUUUUACACUUAAAAUCUGUCACUCAGUCUUUCUGCCAUUUUACAUCGCCGUGCAAUUCUUGUGGGAUAGCUGGUACUGUGCCAAGUUAAACUUGAUUUCUGCUUUGGUUUGAAGCAAGAAAGGAUGAGGAUUGUGGACUUGAAAGGAAAUGUGCAGGGAUAGAAUCCCUAAUAAUUGUCAGAAUUCUGCAUUCAGAGGAGUAAUUAAAUCUCACAGUGCACCAUUGCCAGGAGCUCAGCUUACAGUAAUGUGCAAACCUGGUAGAAAAAGGGAAUGGCCACAGAAUUUCUCUUCUUUUUUUUUUUUCUUUCUCUUUUUUUCUUUUUUCUUUUUUUUUUUCCUUUUACUUUGUUGGGUAGAAGAGGAAACAAGGAACACAUUUUGACAAAGAAGGACCUGAUCUGGGGAGGUGGCCAAUACUAAGGCGAUGUCUGUAUACUUUAAAUAGCACAUUCUCUUUCUGCCUGCUUUUAUGUGGAUGCUGGGGUUUUUAUUCUGCUGCUUUAAGUUACUUUGGCUAUUUCUGUCUGAACCAAACUGUGUUUUUUCCCCUCUUUCGGUAGCUGCUUCAUGACAGAAUAAAAACUGGAUGUGAGUUGUGCAUUGGGAAGUGAUUGAUGUGUGCUUGUGCAGCUUGUAGCACUAUGAGAAAGACAGGUGCAGCUGCUGAUGAUGUUUACUAGAAGUAGAUUGAAAAAGCAAGAAAAUGAAAUUGUGCUUCACAGACAACCUGUUGUAAAACUGUGGGGCAGGAAGCAAUUCCGGAAACAAAAAUUCCACUUCUUUCGGCGGGACAAAAUGAAGAGGCUUCUUCAAGGCCAGGUAGAUGAGAAUCCAAACCAUGCUCAUCACUGCCAGCUCUCCCCGGUGGAGAUUGAAACGGACAUGUUUGUUUGUGGAGUAAAGAGGAGCUCUGCGAGCACUGAAUUUUCCACUGCUGGAGGGGACUUUCAUCAGGAUGGAGGAGGUGACUCCAAAGGAGUGAGUGAAGUGUGUGUUGGUGAGGUGGAACUGAACUGGGAUGGCUAUGUAAAAAUACCAUGCUCGAUACAACAGAACAAGAAGGAUUUGCAAGGAAAUUCUUCUGAUGGUACAAUGCAGACCUCUUCUGAAAGAAAGGGCAGAGUGUCUGAGGGGCAGGACCUUUCUUCCCUGAGCAUUACCACGAGCUGGAGGGAGGUAGCUGAAAGGCAAGGGUGCUUUCCCCAGGAAAAACCAACUGCAUACAAGAGUCGUAGAAGGCAAUCAAGAGAUCGUUCAGCUGAUGUGGUUGAUUACAUUGUUAAAGAGCUCCAGGGAAUAAGUCGCAUCCAGACAGAGAUUGCAGAGCUCCGGCAGCACCUCAACUUGAUAAAAGGCUCUGUGGAUGAAGUCUCCACCUGCGUGGAUACGGUCUUGAGUGAGAUAGAAGGCCUGCAGGGUGGUUCCACUGGCAAACCCCAGGGUACACAUGCUCGAGAGCCAAGUAGGGAGGUACGCAAGGAGGAACCAGUAUUAUAUUUUUAUGGCAUCCCAGAAAAAGAGGGUGAAAACACAGUUGAGCUUAUCUGCAGCUUCUUGUCUGAAUAUCACUGUUUCAAUGGUAUCCAGUGCAGUAAGUAUAUAAAAGAUGCGUAUAGAUCAGAUAUUGGUACAGGGAAGCCAUUAACGCCAAGACCAGCAGUUGUGAAACUUGUCAAUUGUGAACAGAGAGACUUUAUUUUACAGAAAUCUAUCCUUCUGCAAAGCUCAGGGGUCCGGAUUGCUACCAGUGAAGACCAAAAGUGGCAGAAUGGCCAGAGGGGCCGCAAGACGGAUUCGGUCUCGUCUCAGUCUGGCUUCAAAAAAAAUCAUCACAACUCAGUGAAUCCUGAUGCAGCUCAGAGAACUGAUACAGCUGGGCACCUUCAAACAGACUCAUGCCAGGUUAAGUAUAAAGGCACGAGCAGGAAAACACAGUGCGUAGGGGAGAGACUUGAUUCUGUGCAGAAGUCAACCUUGACUAAGAAAAGCAACCUGAUACCUGAAACUGGGAAGGAAGCACAAACAGUAAGCUGCAGUGAUCAGCCUUCAGAUGAUGGUGACAUUCACCAGGCCCUUCAUAAACCUCUACAAAAUCCUCAGGUGACCAAUUUGGCCAAAACGAGUGAUGGAAAUUACUGCUGCUCAUCUGAAUCUUUGGGCCAUGCAAGCCAGAUGUGUGCUUCAAGCAAUGGUAGUGAGCACAGGCUUCACACUGAAAGCAUCACUGAGAAUUGUUCUUCCCUUCUAGAUAAAGAUGAGGGGAUAACUGCAGAAGAAAUUGAAAUAGACUGUGAUACCCCAUGCAAAUUUACCAGUGUGGAGAAAGUUGAUAUUCAAAGAGAAGAUGUUUCUAGUGGGGUGACAACUGUUAGCUAUGAUCAUACAACAGAUGACAUGGCUGAUAGUAGUGACAGCUUGAAAGAUAUGAUCCAAAUGGACCUGAAUGAUCAAGAUCCAACUGAUCAGGUCUUUAGGGAUGUUCUGGAAAAUUCCCAGUAUUUCCUUGACCAUUCCCGGGAUAACAUUGAUCUUGUAGACAUGAAGUUUUACACUAAUAAGCUUGGGAAAGCUAUUAAUCACUUCAAGUCUGCUCUGCAGGUGGUUUUUCACAAACUGGAUACAAGUGAUUCUGAAAUCCUUUUGGAAAAUGAUAGUGGUUUACAGAUGGAUGAUGACAAUACACUUAUGCUGACCAGCUCAGGUAUGUGUGGCAGCUCUGACAACUUUGCAGAAACCCCUCCUAGUCAGUCCUCCGAGAGCCAGGCAAACACAACUGUCACCAGUGAAGCAUCCGCUCAGGUGCAGUUUGUCCCUUCCAGUCUUUCCUCUGUUCCACAUGAGCCUCCUCUUUCCAGUUUGAUGCCAUCAUCUGACUGUGAAAUCCCUGCUGGGCAGUGCUCACCUCCUGAGGAGCCUGGAGGAGAUGUGAACUCUCUGCCUGAACAAGCAAAGGAGUGCAGACCCAUGAGCCUUGACAAGGUGUGCGCAGAGACCAUCUACCUGAACAAAUGCAUCAACAAUUUCAAAAACGUGCUGAGGGAAAAGAGACAAAUGCGUAGGAGGCUCUUAAAAGAAUUAGCACAGGAAGGAAACUGGAUUUCUGCUGAGGAGACAAAUUCAGAAGGGGGUAGAGGAGAGCUCCAGGGUCAAGAUGAGGCUGAUCCAUCAAAACCACCCUGGCUCAAAGGAGGGCCUGCAGGUGGUCUAUAUGGCAUUGAUAGCAUGCCCGAUUUACGCAAAAAAAAGCCAAUUCCACUUGUCAGUGAUCUGUCACUGGUUCAGUCCCGGAAAGCCGGAAUUACCUCAGCAAUGGCCACUAGAACAUCUCUCAAAGAUGAAGAGCUGAAAGCUCAUGUCUAUAAGAAGACCUUGCAAGCCUUAAUUUACCCCAUCUCUUGUACAACCCCACACAACUUUGAAGUGUGGACAGCCACAACUCCUACCUACUGCUACGAGUGUGAGGGGCUGCUGUGGGGUAUUGCACGGCAGGGAAUGCGCUGCGGUGAAUGUGGAGUCAAGUGCCAUGAGAAGUGCCAAGACUUGCUCAAUGCUGACUGCUUACAGAGAGCAGCAGAGAAGAGCUCAAAGCAUGGAGCUGAAGACCGAACCCAGAAUUUCAUCAUGGCCAUGAAGGAUCGCAUGAAAAUCCGGGAGCGGAACAAGCCAGAGAUCUUUGACUUGAUCAGAGAUGUGUUCUGUGAGAGCAAAUUGACACAUGCUCAGCAAAUGAAGACAGUGAAGCAGAGCGUGCUUGAUGGCACCUCAAAAUGGUCAGCAAAGAUCACAAUCACAGUGGUAUGUGCUCAGGGUCUGCAGGCCAAAGACAAGACUGGGUCCAGCGAUCCAUACGUAACCGUUCAAGUUGGUAAAACAAAGAAGAGGACAAAAACAAUUUUUGGGAAUCUGAACCCCAUUUGGGAAGAGAAGUUUUACUUUGAGUGCCAUAAUUCUUCUGACCGGAUCAAGGUGCGAGUAUGGGAUGAAGAUGAUGACAUUAAGUCUCGCGUCAAGCAGAGGCUGAAACGCGAGUCGGAUGAUUUCCUGGGGCAGACAAUCAUUGAAGUCCGUACCCUGAGCGGAGAAAUGGAUGUGUGGUACAACCUUGAGAAGCGAACAGAUAAGUCUGCUGUGUCUGGGGCUAUUCGCCUGCAAAUCAGUGUGGAGAUCAAAGGCGAGGAGAAGGUGGCUCCUUAUCAUAUUCAGUACACUUGCCUUCAUGAGAACCUCUUUCACCAUCUCACAGAUGUGCAAGGGAAUGGGGUGGUGAAGAUCCCUGAUGCCAAAGGAGAUGAUGCCUGGAAGGUGUAUUUUGAUGAGACAGCUCAAGAGAUCGUGGAUGAAUUUGCAAUGCGUUACGGCAUUGAAUCAAUAUACCAGGCCAUGACGCAUUUUGCAUGUCUCUCCUCUAAAUACAUGUGCCCAGGCGUGCCAGCUGUGAUGAGCACCUUACUUGCCAAUAUCAAUGCUUAUUAUGCACACACAACUGCCUCCACAAAUGUGUCUGCUUCGGACCGCUUUGCAGCCUCCAAUUUUGGGAAAGAACGAUUUGUGAAGCUUCUGGACCAGCUUCAUAAUUCACUUCGGAUUGAUCUCUCAAUGUACAGGAAUAACUUCCCAGCCAGCAGCCGCGAACGGCUGCAGGACCUGAAGUCUACAGUGGAUUUGCUGACUAGCAUCACUUUUUUCAGGAUGAAGGUCCAAGAGCUGCAGAGUCCACCCCGAGCCAGCCAGGUAGUAAAGGACUGUGUAAAAGCUUGCCUCAACUCCACCUAUGAGUACAUUUUCAACAAUUGUCAUGAGCUGUACAGUCGCGAGUACCAGACAGAUCCUAACAAAAAUCAGGACCUUCCUCCUGAGGAACAGGGCCCCAGCAUAAAGAAUCUGGAUUUCUGGCCCAAGCUCAUUACUUUGAUAGUUUCCAUCAUAGAAGAGGACAAGAAUUCUUACACCCCAGUCCUGAAUCAAUUUCCUCAAGAGCUGGCUGUUGGGAAGAUCAGCGCGGAGGUAAUGUGGAGUCUUUUUGCCCAAGAUAUGAAAUACGCCAUGGAAGAGCAUGAGAAACACAGAAUGUGUAAAAGUGCAGACUAUAUGAAUUUACACUUCAAAGUGAAGUGGCUGUACAAUGAAUAUGUUCGUGAUCUGCCUGCCUUCAAGGGAAAAGUGCCUGAAUAUCCAGCGUGGUUUGAGCAGUUUGUGAUGCAGUGGCUGGAUGAAAAUGAAGAUGUUUCCUUAGAAUUCCUGCACGGUGCUCUGGAGAGAGAUAAAAAAGAUGGGUUCCAGCAAACAUCCGAGCAUGCUCUGUUCUCUUGCUCAGUGGUGGACGUCUUCACCCAGCUCAACCAGAGUUUUGAGAUCAUUAAGAAGCUGGAGUGCCCUGACCCGAUGAUUGUUGCUCAUUAUAAUAGGAGGUUCGCUAAGACUAUUGGGAAAGUAUUGAUGCAGUAUGCUGACAUCGUCUCCAAGAGCUUCCAGUCUUACUGUUCCAAGGAGAAACUGCCCUGCAUCCUGAUGAAUAACAUCCAACAGCUGAGGGUGCAGCUAGAGAAGAUGUUUGAAGCCAUGGGUGGUAAAGAGUUGGAUGCAGAAGCAAGUGACCAUCUCAAAGAGCUCCAGGUGAAGCUGAACAAUGUUUUGGAUGAGCUGAGUGCUGUGUUUGGUAACAGCUUUCAGACUCGCAUUGACGAGUGCAUCAAGCAAAUGUCUGAUAUUCUCUGCCAAGUGAAAGGGACUGGAAAUGUUGCUGCUAAUGCCAGAAACACAGUUGCACAAGAUGCAGAUAAUGUCCUGAGACCAUUGAUGGAUUUCCUGGAUGGAAACCUGACACUGUUUGCGACUGUGUGUGAAAAGACAGUGUUGAAAAGGGUGCUGAAAGAGCUCUGGAGGGUGGUAAUGAAUACCAUGGAGAAGUUGAUUGUGCUGCCUCCUCUUACAGACCAUACGGGCACACAGCUGAUUUUCAGUGCUGCUAAGGAACUCGGACACUUGUCAAAGUUGAAGGAUCAUAUGGUGAGAGAAGAAACUAAGAGUCUCACUCCAAAGCAGUGUGCUGUUUUGGAUCUGGCACUGGAUACAAUCAAACAAUAUUUCCAUGCUGGUGGGAACGGUCUGAAGAAAACCUUCUUGGAGAAGAGUCCGGACCUGCAGUCACUUCGAUAUGCUCUCUCUCUCUACACUCAGACCACAGACACUCUCAUCAAAACCUUUGUCCAGACUCAGACAGCUCAGGUGCAUGAUGGGAAAGGUAUUAGGUUUACCGCUAAUGAGGACGUUCUUCCUGAUAUGGGGUCUGGUGUGGAUGAUCCUGUGGGUGAAGUGUCCAUACAGAUUGACCUGUAUACCCACCCAGGAACUGGUGAACACAAGGUCACGGUGAAAGUUGUGGCAGCCAAUGACCUGAAGUGGCAAACGUCCAGCAUGUUCCGUCCAUUCGUUGAAAUCACCAUGAUUGGGCCCCAUCAGAGUGACAAGAAGAGGAAGUUCACAACCAAGUCAAAGAGCAACAACUGGGCUCCAAAAUACAAUGAAACCUUUCACUUCAUACUGGGGAAUGAAGACGGCCCUGAUGCCUACGAGCUCCAAGUCUGCGUGAAAGACUACUGCUUUGCUCGGGAGGACCGAGUACUGGGGAUAGCAGUGAUGCAGCUCAGAGACAUAGCAGACAAAGGAAGCUGUGCAUGCUGGUGCCCCCUCGGGCGCAGGAUUCACAUGGAUGAGACUGGACUUACAAUCCUGAGGAUCCUCUCUCAAAGAACCAAUGAUGAAGUUGCCAGAGAAUUUGUGAAGCUGAAAUCUGAGUCCCGCUCCACGGAGGAGGGCACCUGAGCUGUGUAAAGUUCCCUUUUCUCUUCUGCCUUGUGCCAAUAUGUGCAAGUGUUCAACAAUUCUCUUUUAUUAAUUAGAAAAAGUUUUUUCAUGUUGUCUUUGUCAGCUCCAAUAGCGCACGUGUGCUGUACAGGAAACAGGUCCAUCAAUCUGAUGUGAAUUAUUUGGUUUUUAGUAGCUGGUAAGACACCGUAGAGAAUGAGAUGAUCUCUUCUUGUUUAAGAUGCAAAUUCUGCUUUGUGUACAUAAGUUAUUUUAUAUUGUAGGCUCGGUAUGCUGGGUUUUGUUGAUAUGCAGCACUGUGAUUUUAUCCUCUGAAGUUGGCAGAUGUUAAAAAGGCUCUACAUAAUCACACUAUGAUACAAACACACAACUGUGUGGAAAUUGGGAGGAGAAGAAUGAUUUGGGGUUUUGGCAAAGCACAGUUGUCUGUCAUUGAAUUUGUGUGCUGUGGAGCUGCCAGGGGAUAUUCUGGCACAGAUUAUACCAGUGUGCCAAUGCGAUAUGCAGACACCUCAAUGUCUGCUUAAAAAAGAAGUUGCAAAUUGCUCUGAAGAUGCACACCGAAUGAAUGUAUGACCAUGGAUGUGCUGCUGUGAGCAUGGGUGAGACCAGUGGGACAAGUGCAGCAGGGCCUAAGAUCUCGUAGCCAAAAGCUGCAAACGAACGCACCAGGAGCAGACUGCAGCUGCCCUGCCAUUGUAAUUAGAUGGUGUGUCUCGGAGAAUAUAAAUCCCCAUGUGCUGCUGGGAAUCCUGCAUCACCACGGGGGUCCUGUAAGCUGCUGAACUCCGCAAGUCACACUUUGGCUACCGUGACAGACACGGUAAGGAAGGGAACAACAUUAGAGCCAUGACAAAUGACAUGGCUGCUACAUACUUGUUCCACUUCAAUAUUCUUUUGUUAGUUUUUUGACAUAGAAUUAGAUAACUUAAUACUUGCAGGCUUUCUGUAGCAUUUUGUUACCCUGUAGUAGCUGAGACCAUUCCUCACUAUGAACCCAGGAACGGUGGCUUGCUUGGGAGAGAGUGACACGUCUCCCCUCUGCAAGCACUCGGUCUGGAGUGCUGGUCAAGGGGCAGCAGGUCCAUUCCGUUCUGAUCUUGAAGUCGCUGUUGGCCGUGCUGCAGUUGAUCUAUGCUGAUUGUCAUUAAUCUGUGAUUUAACGAUACCAUUGAAAAUAUUUUUGCACUGUCUUAAAGAAGCAUCCUGGUUUUGUUUUAUUGCAAAACAAAACACUGUCCUGAGUAAAGUGAUUGCAGGGAGGUCAGAAUUUCUGACUGAAAAUUCAUAAGCAGGAAGGUCUGGAGUAGUGAUAGCACCUGAAGUAUGUUUAUUGGAGUCUGGGGAUUUUCGCUUUGGGGAUUUUUUUGCUAUUUCCAGCUGCCCUUGUACUCUGGAAAGUGCAGCUGGAAUAAGCCAGUCCUUGCCCAUAAAGUACUGUAAUACUGUCAAUAAAUUCAAGGACUGCAUAUUGAAUGACUUUUUUUUCUAUUUUCUCUGACACUUGUACAGCUGUAUGAUAUGACCCCUGUGUUUCAUGGGCCUGCUCGUAGAGUUUUGAGACAGCACAUCCGCUUUGUUCUUGUCCGUGGUGUAUUACGAUAAUGCUUUUCAAAACUCCAUGCUAUUUGUCAUGAUUUUGAAUCACUGUAUGUGCCAUUGUUAUGAGAACUGUUAGUAUGGUCUUUAAUAAACU